UUUUUUUAUUAUUACUAAUUUUUCAUCAUAUAACCAACAGCAAUAAAAUAAAAGAAUCAUGAAUGAAGAAGCAGAAGAUUUUCCACAAAAUAUACGAGGUUUAAAAGGUUUACAGAAUUUAGGCAAUACAUGCUAUAUAAAUGCAACAUUACAAGCAUUAUUACAUAUACGGCCAUUACGUUUAUAUUUUACUGAAACCUAUUAUCGUCGUUUACGUUUACAAUGGGAUAAUAGUAUUGAUUCGUUAUUCCAUCAAUUUAUGAUGACAUUAUGGACAAUGCCAUCAUCAUCAUCAUCAUCAUUAAAUAAUCAUCAUCAUCAUCAUCAAUCUAAAAAUCAUUCAUCAAUGAAUGAUACAUCGACAACAACAACGGCAUCAUCUAGUAAAAAUGUAAAUUAUGCACAAGAUUCAUUGGUCAUUCUACGAGCAUUAGUAUCAUUCAUUUGGAAAAGAUAUUCAUUUUUUAGUCCAGGUGAUCAACAUGAUUCGCAAGAAUUUCUUCAAUGUUUACUUGGUGAUUUACAUGAUGCAUUGAAGAUACCAUUCUAUCCUGAAUCUCAAUUUUUACAUUAUAAAUUAAGAAAUUGUGAUUAUCAACUUAGAAAAUUGGCUAAAUAUCUAAUUGAACACGAUUUUGAUUGCAAUGAAUAUGAUGCUGAUCAUGAAUAUUAUAAAAAAAUUGACGAAUUCAUACAACAAUCACGAUUAGUUAAUUAUUAUCAUUCAAAAAAUUAUCAGCCAAUUACAUCAAUGGAUAAUCAACACGACAUAUCAAUUGAUCAUGAUGGUGAUCAUACGGAUGAACCAAUUUUAUAUAAUUUAUUCAAUCAAAAUCCGUCCCAUAAUCAAGACAAUGAUCAUAAUUGUAAUUCUAAUUCUAAUCAUGGUGAUCAUCAACAUCUUAAAUAUCGUAGCAUUAUAAGUGAUUUAUUUGCCGGUGAAUUAGAGAACACUAUACGUUGUACAAAUUGUGGCCGUACAUCAAUUUUAACGGAAACAUUUCUUAAUCUUUCUAUACCGAUUACGGCUAUUGAUCGUGCUAUACAAAGUAAAAUACAAAAUUCAAUGGUUUUUCCCAAUAUACGAUUAAGCGUUCCAUUCAAUAAUCAACAACAACAACAACAUCAAUCGGCGACAAAUCAAUCAUCAUUGAUUGAAAAAUCAUUAAAUUAUGCAUUUGAAACAAUACGUUUCUAUUAUGAUUAUCUAUGGAAUUGGUUCGAUUGGUUUAUGUCAUUUUUAUCAAAUCCAUCUGUAGAUCUAAUGGAUUGUUUGGAAACAUUUUUCAAUCCUGAAUUAUUGGAAAAUGAAAAUCGUUAUCAUUGUGAUAAUUGUAAAAAAUUAUGUAAUGGCAUCAAAUGUAUACGUAUCAAACGAUUGCCAGAAAUAUUGAUCGUACAUCUUAAUCGUUAUCAAAAUGUUAAUUCCGUCGUGCGUAAAAUAACAUCACAAUUAACAUUUCCAUUGAAUGAUUUUUCAUUGAAAUCAUUUCUAUCGGAAACUACGACCAAUGUAACAUAUUCGGCCGAUGCACAAUAUGAUUUAGUUGCCGUUGUUUGUCAUAAUGGUACACAAGUUACGAAUGGCCAUUAUAUUUGUUAUGCAUUGAAUGAAAUCAAUUUAGAUUGGUAUGAAUUUGAUGAUACAUAUGUAACAUAUGUAAGUAAAGAUCGUAUAUUAUCGAUGGCAUCCAGUGCAUACAUCUUGUUCUAUCAACGUGUGGAUCCAAAAUCAAUAAUGACCCGUACCAUGAAUAUUAUUUAUGAUAUUGAACAUCGUUGGAUGGAAUCCUGUACAGAUAAUUCAUAUCUAAAACGUUUGAAUUUAAAUCUUCAAGAUUAUUAUUUCUUCACUACACAAUCAUCAUCAUCAUCAUCAUCAUAUAAAGUAAAUGUUGAUGAUGCAUUUAUUAAUCUGAAAAGUGUUCCAUUAAGUAAACAAUGGUUAAUGGCAUUUCAAUCAUUACAAUAUCCUGGUCCUAUCGAUAAUUCUGAUAUAUUCUGUAUACAUGGACUAAUACGUCCAACUGAAUAUUUAUUUUUCAAUAAUUUAUCAUUACCAGUUAUUGAACCAGUUGGACAAUUUUUAUGGCUUUUAUAUGGUGGUGGGCCAUUGUUUCGUUGUUCCGGUUUUAUUGAAAAUCGAAAUAAUGAACAACAACAGCAGCAACAAUAUGCCGUAUGUUUACAAUGUAGUUCAUUAUUAGAUAUGUAUGAUGAACGUCGUAAAAGUGAAUUUAAUGAAUUUAUUCAAUUACAAUCAAUGCAUGUACACAUGUUUCGUAAAUUGAAAUUGAAAACAAGUGAAUUGACAAUUAUUAUUGAUAAAUGUAAUGAUCAAAAUCAUCAAACGAAAUCGAAAAAAUCAUCAAUUGAAAUGAAAAUGUUGGAUACAAUGAUGAUGACAAUUGAUGAUGAACAAUCAGCAUAUUAUUAUCUAAUCUCGGCUGAAUGGAUUAUAAAAUGGUUAAGUUUUGUUAAUGUACGUUUUGAUCAAUCAACUGUAACGGCACGUGAUCGACAAUUAUUUAGUCAUUAUGAACAGAUAUUUAAAAAACAAGAAGAAAGACAACAAAAUCCACAACCAUAUGAUGAACAAUAUCAUCGUAUGAUUUAUUUACGUACAAAGACUAUUCAUCCACCAUUAGCAUCAUUAUUACGUUCAAUAAUGAAUACAAUGAAUAAAAAUCAAUUUCAGAUCGAUACAGAAGAUAUGUUGAAACAGAUUGAUCUGGAUCUACAUACGGUAUUACCACCUGGUCCUAUUGAUAAUUGGUCAAUAUUUGGUAUAAAAAGAAAAAUUUUAACCGAAAACCGUAAUCGUGAAAAUAUGAAUAAUAAAGAUCCACUAAAACAAAAAUCAAUGACAAUCGAUAUGGCAACUAAAUAUGAUGAUCUUUGUAAAUUGUUUGCCGAAAUUCUUGCCGGUCAAUCAUCAGCGAAUGAUUUUGUUUCAAAUAAUAAUGUUGAAUAUUCAUCUGAUAAUCAAACGAUAAAAUGUCAAUAUCGAUUUGCAUUCCAUUCACGUUAUGGUGGCUUAUAUGAAGAGAAUAGUUCAUGUGUAUUCUAUUUAGUAUCCAGUGAUUAUUGGAAUCUUUUCUCACAGACCUAUGGUGGUGGUCCAACAAUUCGUUUUAAUUAUUUAUUGAAUAAAUUUGAAGCCAAUAUCACUGUGAAUGAUAUUGAAUUUUUUAUACGUGAACAUUAUCGUAGCCGUCAAACAAUGGUCAAUAAUAAUGGUGAUAAUGAUAAUAAUAAUGAUCAUGAUGAUGGUCAUUCAGAAACAGAAAAUAAUGAUUCAUCAUGGACCAUUGAUGGAAUCUAG
Molecule: messenger RNA, 3325 nt
Organism: Dermatophagoides farinae (American house dust mite)
Lineage: Eukaryota; Metazoa; Arthropoda; Arachnida; Sarcoptiformes; Pyroglyphidae
Source: RefSeq, a predicted model, not a curated record